Messenger RNA from Penicillium canariense, 330 nucleotides. RefSeq names its product RNA-binding protein. The transcript is spliced from 2 exons. The record is from RefSeq and is a predicted model, not a curated record. Bases 1 to 330 code for a protein of 109 amino acids. NCBI's taxonomy places the organism in Eukaryota, Fungi, Ascomycota, Eurotiomycetes, Eurotiales, Aspergillaceae.
AUGGCUGAACCGGAGGAACUGGAGGAUGAUCUCUUCGCGGAUCUCUACGAUGCUGACGAAUCGACGAAUCGCGCAACGUCCGCAGUGGAGGCCCCUCAGCCCACAAACCCCACCCCCUCCGCAGUCCCUGUGCAACCUGUUGAAGAAUCCGUCGUGCCGAGUUACAACCCUUCGGCCACCGACACAUAUCCUACACAUACUGCUCCCCAGCCAGAAUACGGUACAGGUUUCCAGAACGGUUCGGAAUAUACACCUGCUCACCAUGCGGUGACGACCCCCGCCGACAAUGAGCAGUCUGGAUCAGGUACAGGAAUCAAGGAAGACGGGUAA